GGGGAGGGGGGGGGGUUGACUGGUUGGUUGAGUAAUCCCAUCGCAUUCGGCACGAGGAAGAGAUAAAAUCUUUCGUAAAAUGUUGCAGAACAUUGCAUCUUGUAGUUUAAAAGGAGCCGCGAGGCGAUCGACGACAGGCUUGAGAAAUGGCUCGAGGGAACGUUCGUUGUUACGUGCGCAUCGCCCACCGUCGACGGAAUUGCUCAGUGUACAGAUGCAAUCGACGACUCUACGACAGUAUUCAAGCUCGGGGCGACGGCCGAGCUUCAUAUCCCAAUUCAUCGACAAUAUCAGGCAGGAGAUGCGAAAGAACAAAGAGAUGCAAGACUCGUUAAAAAAGUUCAGAGAAGAGACCCAAAAACUGGAGCAAUCGGAGGCGUUACGGACAGCGAGACAGAAAUUUCAGGCUGUCGAAUCUGAAGCUACCAAAGGAUCAGAAGUUAUUAAGGAAAAGCUGGACACAUUUAAAGAGAAAAUGCAAGAGGUUAUCGAAGAGGCGAGCAAGACUGAACUAGGUAAGCGCGCUGGCCAGUUAGGCGAAGAAAUUACGAAAUCUGCCAAAGGCGCGGCGGAGACGAUCUCUGAAAAGGGCCACGCGCUUGGUAAAACCGGUGCGUUUCAGACGAUCUCGCACACCGCGGAGGCCGUACGGAACGAACUCGACCAACACGGGAUUCUAGGCAAAGUUUAUGUUCCGCUCAAGAAACUACGGAAGAGAAACGAAGCACCUGUGGAGCCUAGGGAAAUUAUGCCCGACGACAAAACGACAGGUGUGGAAAUGCACAAGGACUUCAUGUUCGCCAACGCUUGGCAAAACUUCAAGGAUAAGAAUCCAUACGUGAAUAAAGUAAUGGACUGGAAGAUUAAAUACGACGAGUCGGAUAAUGCCGUGCUGCGGGCUUCCAGAUUGCUCACCGACAAGGUUUCAGACAUUAUAGGCGGACUGUUCCAAAAGACCGAACUGUCGGAGACCCUGACAGAGAUCUGCGCUCUGGAUCCGAAUUUUUGUAAAAUACAAUUUUUGAAAGAUUGCGAGACGGAUUUCAUCCCGAACAUUCUCGAGGCGAUGGUCAGGGGCGAUCUCGAGAUCCUGAAAGACUGGUGUCACGAAGCGCCUUACAACCUGAUCGCACUGCCGCUCAAGGAGGCGAAGAAGCUAGGGUAUCAUUUGGACAGUAGAAUCCUCGACAUCGACAACGUGGACUUGGUGAUGGGCAAGGUGAUGGAACAGGGUCCGGUCCUGAUCAUCAGCUUUCAGUCUCAGCAGAUCAUAUGCGUGCGAAACGCGAAGAACGAGGUGGUCGAGGGCGAUCCGCAAAAAGUGAUGCGCGUCAAUUACGUCUGGGUAUUGUGCCGCGACCGAACGGAACUCAAUCCGAAGGCUGCCUGGCGCUUGCUCGACCUUAGUGCCACCAGUUCGGAGCAGCUGGUAUAGUGCGCGAGCCAACGAGCGCGCCAGAAAAAUGCGAACACUCGAGAAUCCGUGCGGCAUCGUCAGGUUGAAGCGUAGCAUUUAGUGUUGUAUACAUCGUUACUACCACUCGCAUCGUUGAAAUAAUAAAAAAAGACCGAACGCUGACCGAGAACUCCUUGGCAAUCGUCAAGCGAUUGAACGAUACGUAAUGCAGGGCGUGCGUUACUUGUAAAUUGGAAUGUUUACUCGUGUACAUGGAAUUCUAGCAAGGCCGACGCAUGUAAAUUUUACGUGUGCGCGAUUGUAAGUACAUAUAAAUACACGACAUUAAGUUGCAAGAUGAUUUACGACUUGUAAAUGCACAUUAUUCAAUGUAUGACUCGCGAUUGAAUUGAUUCCAAACAUGUAGCUCGCUAUUAUUUAAAGGUAGCUCAUAAUUAGGAUAUUGUUUUUAUCGCGCGCGUACGUGGAGCGAGUAUCGAGUAAUGAUAAUUACUCACAAGUGCGUUUUACCGAUUAGAUUGUUAGAUAUUUUACGUCUAGCCAAAGUUUUGUAUCAUCCUCUCUGUACAUACGCUGACAUGUUGAAUUGUACGUUAUAGAAUAAUUUAUAUAUAUAUAUAUAUUACAGAUCUUUCUACGAACACCAAUUUUCAUACAAUAUAAUCGCGGAGAUGGACCUAAUUCGUAAUUUAUUUUACAACUGCUGCGAGACAUAUCUAAAUCAACAUUUCUCGAUGACAUCGUUAACAAAAUUAUUUAUCACUCCAAUUCCUUCAUUAUUUUGUGUUCUAUGUAUUAAUGGAGAAAGAUAAUUAAAGAUAUCCGUUUUCCUUGCUAUGCUAAAAUUAGUAAAAAAUGGAAUUGGAAAUAUUAAUACUUACAAGACGGUCUUCAGGAGGUAAAAACAUCCUUAUUGCAAUUUUGCGAUAUGAACAAAUCCAAUAUCUGAUAUAUUAUAUGAAAAUACGUUUCGAUUUAAUAUUUGUUAACGCAGCUAUAAACGUGUAUAAAUGUACAUAUGUACAAGCUGAUAUAACCAAUUGUAAUGUACAGUGAUGAAAUUGUUAAGAGAAAUAUUGAUUAUUUUUUAAAGAUAGUAUGUUGUACAUGUUCUGCUAACAUCAGUUUCACUCGAAACGGAAUAAAAUGAUACCCGAACGAAGAAUAAA
This is a messenger RNA of Ooceraea biroi (clonal raider ant), 2586 nucleotides long. RefSeq names its product mitochondrial import inner membrane translocase subunit TIM44. Gene Ontology annotation, cellular component: mitochondrial inner membrane. Gene Ontology annotation, molecular function: protein-folding chaperone binding. Lineage: Eukaryota; Metazoa; Arthropoda; Insecta; Hymenoptera; Formicidae. The record is from RefSeq and is a predicted model, not a curated record. Gene Ontology annotation, biological process: protein import into mitochondrial matrix.